This is a messenger RNA of Amoebophrya sp. A25, 952 nucleotides long. Lineage: Eukaryota; Dinophyceae; Syndiniales; Amoebophryaceae. The record is from the annotation of a GenBank genome assembly.
AUCUUCUAUCUUUUCUUCUGAUUAAUUAUAGACUGAAGGCAAACGUAAUAACGUAUCUUCUUUCUUUAAAACUAAUUUGAGAUUGUGUUCAACGUGAUUUUCGUAUAAGAUCCAAAGUACCUUUUCCGAAUAAGAAUAAAAACCGAGGCCCUUGGUCUAAAACUGACUUUUCUUCGUGUAAACUACAAAUUGGGACUCAGAAAAUGACAUUACGCACUCCUGCUAUCCCCGACGAUUUUCCACAUUUUGCUGCUUGGUAUGGCGGGACUCCGGAUUUCCAACAUUUAGUGCACGAAAAGGAUUACAGCUGUGCCGAUUCCUGGUUUAAGUUGAGGCAGUUGGUUGAUUGUCGAUACUACAUGAAGUGGCAAUAUGCGGAUAGUAAGAGCUAUACGGCGGGCGCUUAUUUCAAUGCGGUGGAAGACAUUGGGACUUGCAGGCGAAUUGCCAGUAUGGCACCUGAAGACAGACCAAAGGCACAUCAAGAGUGGUUCUUAAAACGGAAUGGAGGGAAUAAGAAUACGGUUUUUGAUUAUAGGAAACCGCCGAGGAGCUUGGGGAGAUGGGAUGCGAUGCCGAAUUCAUGAGAUCAUGUUGCUUAACGAUAGUUGUUAGAUGCUUCUUCUUGAUCAGAUCAUGAAUACGAUGUCCACCAGUAGAUCCGAAAGAUCAAAGCUCGAGUGGCGAUAACUAACCACCUGACUAACAAGGACAGGGAGCCUCUACAAGAAAGACUACCGCCAGUCACCGCGCAGAAACCUUGGAACAGAAACGAUAAGAGAAGAGAACGUCAAUAGUUGUCUUGCUCACAUCGAAGCGAAGAUCAAUCCUACAUCUAAUCUUAGAGGGUAUAAUUACCCGUCUCAUAACAAGAUGCUAGAUUUUCCUUCAUGUUGAACCAUGAUGAUGAUAUCAACCGCUAUAUUGUUAUUGAGUUAGAGCUCGGAGGGCG